AACCCGAUUCGGGUUCGGAAAUCCAAACCAGUUUCCCAUCGCGAAUGCACGCUCUCGCAUGAGUUGUGUUUUUAUCCCUCUCUCUCUCUCAAUUCGAAAUUCCUUCUUGUCUUCUCUGCGCUUCUCUUCCCUCUCCUCUCCCAUUUUUUAUUGGAUCCAUCCAGAGUUCCUUCUCGCAAUCUCUUGAUCCAAGCUCUCUCUCCCUCUCCGGCAUCGCGGAUUUGGUGCUUGAAUCCUGCUUGAUCGAGAUAACUGUCCUCCAUUGCGAUCGAACGCUUGAAUUUUUCGGUUUAACUAUGGAAACAUAAUCAUCCUGGGCAGAUAAAGUUAUUUUGUUGAAAAUCAUGGGGACUGAAAAUCCUGUGACUGGUUCACCAUUUGCUGCUGCUCCCCCUACAGUUACACCGUUUUCAGCAUCUGGCCCGGUGAUGGGAUCAGAGGCCUCGGGCUUUAGACCCCCUGCUCAACAUCCCCAAAACACGAUGCUUUCUAUGUCAUCUGGGCCUGUGGCUGGAUCACAAGUUUCUGGGUUCAGGCCUAACAACCCCCCAGCUAGGUUUAAUGAUCCUUCCGUGGCUUCUUCACCAACAGCAUAUGUCCCACCCACCAGCGGACCCCCUUUCCAGUGUUAUCCAUCACCGCAAUUUCCCUCUGUUCAUCAAGCUCCACCAACCCAAGCUCCACCCAUUGGUCAACCACCAUUUCGGUCUCCUGCAGGUCAAUUACCAUCUCCAGCUUCCUUUCAUCCACAGCCACAGGUACCUGUAGUGCCAAUGGGAUCACCUCCAUCAAGUUUGAAUGUUCCUCAAUUGUCAUCAGAUUCAUCGUCUUUUGCAUCCAGGAUGAAUUUUCAGCCAUCUUUCCCACGUAUGGACUCAUCUUAUUCCACUGCUAGGGCCACUUUGCAGCCAUCCUUGCCAGGAUAUGUAAAGCAGGCAAAUGCAAUUUCACAAGCUUCUCCAAUGACCUCCUUUCAAGCUCAACAGGGAAGUUAUGCAGCACCCACACCAACACCACCUCCCCCCUUUCUUCCUCAGCAAGGAGGUUUUGCUCAACCUCCACCAGUAGGCACCCCCUUUGGAUUGCAUUCCAGGGAUCAAAUCCAACAUCCAGGCUCUGCACCUCCUAUAGGUGGCAUCCAAGGUUUGGCAGAAGACUUCAGCUCACUCUCUAUUGGAUCUGUUCCUGGAUCAAUUGAUUCAGGGCUUGAUCCAAAAGCAUUGCCAAGGCCAUUGGAUGGUGAUGUGGAGCCAAAUUCAUUGGGAGAUGCAUACUCCAUGAAUUGCAAUCCUAGAUAUCUUCGGCUUACCACGUCUGCUGUACCAAGUUCACAAUCUUUGCUUUCAAGGUGGCAUUUUCCUCUUGGAGCAGUUAUUUGCCCGCUUGCAGAAGCUCCUGACGGGGAUGAGGUGCCAGUAAUUAAUUUUGUCUCAACUGGCAUUAUUCGUUGUAGAAGAUGUCGCACAUAUGUAAAUCCCUAUGUGACAUUUACAGAUUCUGGAAGAAAGUGGUGUUGCAACAUCUGUGCUCUGCCUAAUGAAGUUCCUGGAAACUAUUUUGCUCAGCUAGAUGCCACUGGCAGGAGAAUUGAUUUGGACCAGAGACCUGAGCUUACAAAGGGUAGUGUGGAGUUUGUUGCUCCGACUGAGUAUAUGGUGCGGCCUCCAAUGCCACCAUUAUAUUUCUUUCUCAUGGACGUUUCAGUAUCUGCAGUUAGAAGUGGUAUGAUUGAGGUUGUGGCCCAAACUAUUAAGUCCUGUUUGGAUGAGUUACCAGGCUACCCCAGAACGCAGGUUGGGUUCAUCACCUUUGACAGCACAAUACAUUUUUACAACAUGAAGUCAUCAUUAACACAGCCUCAGAUGAUGGUGGUCUCAGAUCUUGAUGACAUAUUUGUUCCCUUGCCUGAUGAUCUCCUUGUUAACUUGUCUGAGUCAAGAUCUGUGGUAGAAGCUUUUCUUGAUAGCUUACCCUCCAUGUUUCAGGACAAUGUGAAUGUGGAGUCUGCUCUUGGCCCUGCUGUAAAAGCAACUUUCAUGGUUAUGAGCCAGCUUGGUGGGAAAUUGUUGAUAUUUCAGAACACGAUUCCAUCUCUUGGUGUUGGCCGUUUGAAGUUGCGUGGAGAUGAUCUUCGCGUUUAUGGAACUGAUAAAGAGCAUGCUUUAAGAAUUCCAGAAGAUCCAUUCUAUAAAAACAUGGCCGCCGAAUGCACCAAGUACCAGAUAGGAGUUAAUGUGUAUGCCUUCGGUGAUAAAUACACUGAUAUAGCCUCCUUAGGAGCUCUAGCAAAAUACUCCGGAGGGCAGGUAUAUUACUAUCCAAGUUUCCAAUCAGCCACUCAUGGAGAGAAGUUGAGACAUGAGUUGGCUAGAGAUCUUACAAGAGAAACUGCUUGGGAAGCUGUCAUGCGCAUAAGAUGUGGAAAAGGUAUUCGUUUUACAUCCUACCAUGGAAACUUCAUGCUAAGGUCCACUGAUUUACUAGCACUUCCAGCUGUUGAUUGUGACAAAGCAUAUGGGGCACAGUUAUCACUUGAAGAGACAUUACUUACAAGUAAAACAGUAUAUUUCCAAGUUGCUUUGCUAUACACUGCUUCUUGUGGAGAGAGGCGUAUCAGAGUACACACAGCAGCAGUGCCUGUAGUUGCAGAUUUGGGGGAGAUGUAUCGCCAGGCUGAUACUGGUGCUAUUGUAUCUUUGUUUGCCAGGCUAGCAAUCGAGAAAUCAUUGUCCCACAAGCUGGAAGAUGCACGAAGCUCUGUACAGUUGAGGAUUGUGAAAGCUCUUAGAGAAUACCGAAAUCUCUAUGCCAUGCAACAUCGCUUGGGAGGCAGGAUGAUAUAUCCAGAACCUCUGAAGUUUUUGCCUCUGUAUGGAUUGGCACUUUGUAAAUCAGCGGCUCUUCGAGGAGGGUAUGCUGAUGUUCAACUUGAUGAUCGCUGUGCAGCAGGAUUCACUAUGAUGGCAUUACCUGUAAAAACAAUGUUGAAGCUUUUGUACCCUAGCUUGAUACGAGUAGAUGAAUAUCUUUUGAAGCCAUCUGCACAAGUCGGUGAAUUCAAAAACAUCAUGAAACGGUUACCAUUGACCGCUGAGAGCUUAGACUCCAGAGGCCUUUAUGUAUAUGAUGAUGGUUUUCGCUUUGUUGUAUGGUUUGGUAGAAUGUUUUCACCUGAUGUAGCAAUGAAUUUACUUGGACAAGAUGCUGCUGUUGAGUUUUCCAAGGUUGCUCUCGGUAAGCAUGAUACUGAGAUGUCAAGAAAGCUAAUGGGGCUACUUAAGAAAUUAAGAGAUAGUGAUCCUUCAUAUUAUCAGCUUUGCAAUCUUGUAAGACAAGGUGAGCAGCCCAGAGAAGGUUACCUUCUUCUCACAAAUCUCGUGGAGGACCAGAUUGGGGGUGCCAGUGGUUAUAGUGACUGGAUGGUGCAAAUACAUCGGCAAGUACAGCAAAAUGCAUAAAUUGAAGCCAGUGUUGUUUUGUGCUGUUUCAUCGUAAGGUUUUCUGUUUUCGAUGGCUUGCCUGGCCCGCACCUGUAGAGUGAAGACAUGUUUUGUUAAAAAAAGCAUAAAUAAUCAGCACUUGACGAUGGCUUGCCGUCGAUAUUGUGGAUGGUUGAGUUGGACUGAUCGCCCAGAUGGACUUUGAAGCUACCAUUUGGUUGGUCCUUGACAUGAUUCGAUAAUUAAGGGAGAUUUACUUCAGUGAUUAUUUUGGCGCUGCAGUUUUCAUGUUGAAAAGCAAAACAGUAUCAAUAUAUUUAUUUUUUUUGUACUUGAUGACAGUAAUUAUCAUCAGUAAUUGUUAUAUUUGUGUUGUAUCCCGAGUCUUUCAUGCGCAAAAAAUUUUGAAUGUCCAUUAGGCAUUUAUUUAUUCAGAGAGAGAUGUUUUAUGUUUGCUUAA
Populus euphratica (Euphrates poplar) is the source of this 3900-nucleotide messenger RNA. RefSeq names its product protein transport protein Sec24-like At3g07100. NCBI's taxonomy places the organism in Eukaryota, Viridiplantae, Streptophyta, Magnoliopsida, Malpighiales, Salicaceae. Gene Ontology annotation, molecular function: zinc ion binding; SNARE binding. Gene Ontology annotation, biological process: intracellular protein transport; endoplasmic reticulum to Golgi vesicle-mediated transport; COPII-coated vesicle cargo loading. Gene Ontology annotation, cellular component: COPII vesicle coat; endoplasmic reticulum exit site. The record is from RefSeq and is a predicted model, not a curated record. The coding region runs from base 345 to 3458 and encodes 1037 amino acids. The transcript is spliced from 14 exons.